Volvox carteri f. nagariensis is the source of this 1029-nucleotide messenger RNA. RefSeq lists its product as uncharacterized. The transcript is spliced from 12 exons. Gene Ontology annotation, biological process: branched-chain amino acid catabolic process; response to nutrient. Gene Ontology annotation, molecular function: catalytic activity. The record is from RefSeq and is a predicted model, not a curated record. Lineage: Eukaryota; Viridiplantae; Chlorophyta; Chlorophyceae; Chlamydomonadales; Volvocaceae. Bases 1 to 1029 code for a protein of 342 amino acids.
AUGGCACAAGCAGACCGGAGCACACCGUUAGCUGCGGAGCCUUUGCCUGGCUUCAAACGACUGAACCUUUGCAACGCUGUGAAUGAUGCUCUCACUGUUGCUCUCGAUACGAACGACAGAGCCUACGUGUUUGGCGAAGAUGUUUCCUUUGGAGGUGUUUUCCGGUGUACAGUUGGCCUGCUGGAGCGUUUUGGCAAAGAUCGCGUGUUCAACACGCCCCUCUCAGAGCAGGGCAUUGUGGGGUUCGGUAUCGGUCUCGCCGCCAUGGGGCACACGGCAGUGGCGGAAAUUCAAUUUGCGGACUACAUCUUCCCCGCGUUCGACCAGCUGGUCAACGAGGCUGCCAAGUACCGGUACCGUAGCGGGGGUACAUUCAACUGUGGCGGGUUAACCGUACGGGCGCCGUACGGUGCGGUGGGCCACGGGGGUCACUACCACAGCCAGAGCCCGGAGGCGGUCUUCACGCAUGUUCCCGGGCUCAAGGUGGUGAUACCCAGCAGUCCAGCAGAGGCGAAAGGUUUAUUGUUGUCCUCCAUCCGAGCUCCCGACCCCGUUGUGUUUUUUGAACCCAAGAUGAUGUACCGCACCGCUGUGGAGGAUGUGCCCGAGGGCGACUACGAGGUGCCGUUGGGGGUGGCGCGAGUGGUGGUGGAGGGCGGGGACGUGACCCUGGUGGGCUGGGGACAACAGGUGUUGGUUCUGGAGCAAGCCGCUGCGCAGUUGCGGAAGGCGGACGACAUCAGCUGCGAAGUGAUCGACCUGAGGACGCUGGCCCCCUGGGAUUUUGAGACGGUUUGCGCCUCCGUGAGCAAGACUGGGCGGCUGGUGGUGGCCCACGAGGCGCCGCUGACCGGCGGUUUCGGAGCCGAGGUGGCGGCGACGGUGGCGGAAAGGUGUUUCACCGUGUUGGAGUCCCCUCCGGUCCGGUGUUGCGGAGUGGACACCCCCUUCCCCCUGAUCAUGGAGCCGGUCUACCUGCCCGGGGUGGCACGGGUUAUGGACGCAGUGAGGGGUGUGGUCCAUUUCUGA